Corythoichthys intestinalis (scribbled pipefish) is the source of this 4781-nucleotide messenger RNA. It is a transcript of the gene nrcama, whose product is annotated as neuronal cell adhesion molecule a. The transcript is spliced from 32 exons. The record is from RefSeq and is a predicted model, not a curated record. Gene Ontology annotation, molecular function: cell-cell adhesion mediator activity. Lineage: Eukaryota; Metazoa; Chordata; Actinopteri; Syngnathiformes; Syngnathidae. The coding region runs from base 261 to 4235 and encodes 1324 amino acids. Gene Ontology annotation, cellular component: plasma membrane; axon. Gene Ontology annotation, biological process: axon guidance; cell-cell adhesion; brain development.
GUUGGAGAAGGGCGGGGGAGGUGGAGCGGAGGAAGAGUGAAGGUGAGGACCAGUCUGCUGCUGCAGUGGCCGAGAGGGACGGACCACGGACGCACGGUGCCGGCCGGACGCUCUCCCUCAUCAUCACCCCCCCACCGGCAUCGCGCACGGAUCUGGGGCAACAGGGAGGACGCCACAGCCAGAUUUACAGCAGGCGAUCUGGACCAUUUUCCUAAAGGGAAGAGCUUUGGUUGCAUCCUCACAGGGUCCAGCCAGACAAUAUGGACUUUAACGUGUCCAAGAAAAGGAUGAGGUCCGCUAGCUCCGGAGCUGUUCUUUUCAUGAUCUUCUUGAGCCACAUGACAUCAGCGUUGGAAGUGCCCCUUGACCCUAAGGUCCUGGAAGGAUUGCCCCAGCCCCCCACUAUUACGCUACAAUCACCGAAGGAUUACAUCUUUGACCCACGGGAGAACAUUGUCAUCCACUGUGAAGCCAAGGGGAAGCCUCACCCCAACUUUUCCUGGACGAGGAAUGGCAGCCAUUUUGAUGUGGAGCAAGACUCGAAAGUUCUAAUGAAGCCUGGUUCGGGAACUUUGGUCAUUGACAUCAGCGGGGAAAAAGCCGAAGCUUACGAAGGGACAUACCAGUGCACAGCCCACAAUGAUCACGGCACGGCUGUCUCCAACAACAUUGUCAUCAGACAGUCCAGGUCCCCCUUGUGGUCGAAAGAAAGACUUGAGGCCAUCACAGUGCAGAAGGGGGUCUCACUGGUGCUGCAGUGUCGCCCCCCAGCUGGUCUGCCUCCUCCUGUCAUAUUUUGGAUGGAUAACAUUUUCCAGCGGUUGCCACUGGACAAUCGAGUCUCCCAGGCCCUGAACGGAGACUUAUACUUUUCCAAUGUCCUCCCAGAGGAUAACAGAAAUGACUACAUCUGCUAUGCUCGCUUCCCAUAUACCCAAACCAUCCAACAGAAGCAGCCUAUCUCCGUCACAGUUCUCGAGAUGGAUACAUUGAAUGAGACUUCUUUAUACAAUAUCACUAACUUUAGUGCUAACCCGACGGGAGAGCGACGUCCUGGUUUCAUGAUGCCUUUGGGCGCCACCAGCACCAAGAUGGUCCUCCGUGGGGAGACGCUUGAGCUGGAAUGCAUCGCAGAGGGCUUGCCCACUCCAGAGAUGUCAUGGCAAAAAGACGGCGGUGAACUACCGACCAGCAGGGUUUCCUUCCUCAACUACAAGAAAACACUGAAAAUUUCGGACGUGAAUGAAGCCGAUGCUGGCGACUACACCUGCACCGCCACCAACCGCCUUGGCACAGCACACCAUAUUAUUAAAGUCACCGUGAAAGCUGCUCCAUUCUGGAUCAGCGCUCCCAGAAACCUGAUCCUCGCCCCAAAUGAGACCGGAAUCCUCACUUGCAAAGUCAGUGGAGACCCUAAACCAGAUAUUAGUUGGUUUGUCAAUGGAGUUCCCAUAGAAAACGCGCCUGAAGACCACACCCGCAAGGUGGAUGCCGAUACGGUGAUUCUUAGCCGUGUACAAUCCGGUUCCAGUGCGGUUUAUCAAUGUAACGCCUCCAAUGAAUUUGGCUACCUGAUUGCCAACGCCUUUGUUAGUGUACUCGCUGAACCCCCGAGGGUGCUAACUCCUCCAAAUCAAGUGUACCAGGUCAUCACCAACAGCCCUGCUUUGCUACACUGUGCCACUUUUGGCUCACCGAUACCAACCAUCACAUGGUUCAAAGAUAGCCAAAUAAGCAUCAAACGUGAAGACCCCUAUGUGAUCCACGAGAACGGUACUCUGGAGAUCAAUGUGGCCCAGUCGCAAAACAGCGGCAAGUACACGUGCAUUGCCACCAACAACCUUGGCAUCAAGGAGAACCAUGUCUUUCUGGAGGUGAAAGAGCCCACACGCAUCUUAAAGCAACCUGAAUACAAGGUGGUACAGCGAGGAAUGAGCGCCGUGUUCGAAUGUAAAGUCAAGCACGACCCGUCUCUUGUCCCUACCAUGACCUGGCUGAAAAACAGCGGCGAGCUCCCAGACGACGAAAGGUUUGAGGUGGACACGGACAGUUUAGUCAUCAAAGAUGUAACAGAUGAAGAUGAAGGCACUUACACGUGCAUCAUGAACACAACUCUGGACCAGGACUCUGCUAGCGCAACGCUAACAGUCGUCGAGGCUACUCCUACUCCAGCUAUUGUCUACGAGAUACCCGACCCACCUACUGAUCUGGAACUCACUGACCAGACUGAGCGCAGCGUUCAGCUCACCUGGAUUCCUGGAGAUGAAAACAACAGUCCCACGCAAAAGUUUUUGAUCCAGUACGAAGAUUUGCUACACCAGCCCGGCGUCUGGGUUAACAUGACAGAAGUUGCUGGUAUGAGCAACAAGGCGCAACUGGACCUCUCACCGUAUGUUUACUACUCCUUCCGAGUUCUAGCGAAGAAUCAAGUGGGCUACAGCCAACCCAGUCAGCCGUCGCGGCAGUACAGAACCAACCCAGCAGCCCCUGAUGAGAAUCCAUCAAAUGUUCAAGGAGAAGGAACAGAACCUGGAAACCUGGUCAUCUCCUGGACAUCACUAACAGGAUUCCAGUCAAAUGGGCCCGGCCUGGAGUACAAGGUGCUAUGGAGACAGAGGGAUGUGGAUCAAGAUUGGUCUUCCAAGACGGUGGCCAAUGAGUCCCAUUUUGUCGUGUUUGGGGUCCCUGUCUACGUUCCUUAUGAGAUUAAAGUUCAAGCACUCAACGAUUACGGCAACGGACCAGAGGCUGAAGUCGUCAUUGGAUACUCCGGGGAAGACUUACCUUUAGCCGCCCCUGAUGGCAUCCUGGUCACUGUUCACAACAGCACCAUGGCUGAAGUGCAUUGGGAGCCAGUGUCCUCGAACUCAGUCCGUGGAAAACUAAAGGGCUACAAGGUAUACUUCCAUCGCAAGCGGGGCUUGCAUGAGACUGAGGAGGAAGUGGAUCAAGAGCCGCAAGAGCACGUUCUGAUUUUCAGUGGAAACCGGACACAGGGGCGUCUGCCAGGCCUUGAACCCUACAGCCUCUACAAUAUCUUUAUCAGGGUCCUAAAUAGCAAAGGAGAAGGUCCUCAGAGUCAAGAAAAACAAUUCCAGACACCUGAGGGAGUUCCAGGCCCACCUUUUUUAAAGGUCCUGAAUCCCAGUUUGGACUCUCUGACUCUGGAAUGGGACCCCCCAUUAAAGAAAAACGGACGCCUAAUAGGAUAUACUCUAAAAUACCAGCCAGUCAUUAAUAACACUGAAGUGGGGCCUGUCAAUGUCAUGGAUUUUCUGGUUAAUGAGACCACUGUGACUCUGGACAACCUGAACACAAGCGUCCUCUACAGGUUUUACCUGAGUGCAAAGACCAUAAAAGGCGCUGGCGCCAACAUCACUAGAGAGGCCUCCACCGCUAUGGAAACAACUCAUACUCGUCCCACUGUCGAGAUGGGCAAAGGCCCCACAGAGCCCCCUCUUCUCCCAACUUCCCCUGUCACUCAGUCUGCGCACCCCCCGCUUCACAAGGCACCUUCUGUAGACCCUGUAUUUGGCAUAGUGAACACAUCUGUAUCGGAAGAAUGCGCUCUGAUCACUUGGGAAUACUUUGGCCACCAUAAGAACAUUUAUGUGGAAUACACGGUAGAAAACAGCAAAGAGGACUGGAAAAAGGAGUCUGUAAAUGGCUCUCAUUCGCAUAUUUUAAAAGGGUUAAAACCAGGGACAUCCUAUAGGGUUCGUGUGGUAGCGCGUGACCCGGGCGGGCCGGCGCUCCACACCACUAAUGAAGAAGUGGUAACAGUGCCAGCCAUACCUAGUCGACAUGUGGACAUCGCCACCCAAGGCUGGUUCAUCGGGCUGAUGUGCGCCAUCGCUCUGCUCAUCCUGGUGCUCCUCAUCGUCUGCUUCAUCAAGAGGAACAAGGGUGGGAAGUAUCCAGUGAAAGAGAAAGAAGAAGCCCACCAAGACCCAGAAAUCCAGCCAAUGAAGGAAGACGAUGGCACAUUUGGAGAAUACAGUGACACUGAGGAUCACAAGCCGCUGAAGGGCAGCCGGACGCCAUCUAACGGUACGGUGCGUCGCGACGAGAGCGACGACAGCCUGGUGGACUACGGAGAGGGCGGGGACGGCCAGUUUAACGAGGACGGUUCCUUCAUCGGCCAGUACAGCGGCAAGAAGGAAAAAGACACGCACGAGGGCAACGAGAGCUCCGAAGCGCCGUCGCCGGUCAACGCUAUGAACUCCUUCGUCUAGCCCGACGUCCUUGGACAGCUUAACUUUGACGGCAACCUCCCUUUUCACCACUGUCGCACCUCCUGAGACAAACUCGGCAAAGACUCUUUAGAGCAAUAUAGAAAGGAAUGUAUCAGGAGAUUUGGCUGUAUGAGUGCGUGAGAGUGUGCCAUUUGAUAUCCUUUGCUAACAUUUCUCAACAACCACGAUGCAGGCGAUUAUGCAUUAAACCACACGUUAACUGCACGGAGACCACCGUGAUGCAAGGGGGUGAAUAGCUGCAAGCGGGGGAAACAAAACACUCACCAGCCACAGAAUUAUGCACAAUUUCAUGAACGGUAAUAAGAGAUAUAAAAAUAUCCGACUGAAUAAAAUGUCACAAAAGAACACUGGCAUUGAUAGAUGAAGAAAAAUAUCGUGUACUAAAUAAAAACUGUAUUUACCGGAUUAUAAGUCGUAUUUUUGGGUCAAUAUGUAUGUCGUCUGCCAUUUGUCUUUGCCUCGUACACUGGGGCAAAUAAGUAUUUAGUCGACCAAUAAUUAUGCAAGUUCUCCCACUUGAAAAUA